Lactuca virosa is the source of this 1671-nucleotide messenger RNA. The record is from the annotation of a GenBank genome assembly. Lineage: Eukaryota; Viridiplantae; Streptophyta; Magnoliopsida; Asterales; Asteraceae.
AGAAACAGAAACCAAACUAGGGUUCAUUUAUUGACUUUUGAAACCUGGAGGAGAAAAGAGUGGCUGUGUGGCUUCUCAAUUGUUAGCACUUUUCAAGAGUAACAACUUCAAUCGCAGGUUAAUAAUAUCAACAUACAAAGUAAGGAAAAGUUGAAUACAUUCUAGUGUAUUGUUAAAGUCAUUAAAAGUUUGAGCACAACCAUGGAAGCUCCAAUGCAAUGUUAUAUUUCCCAAAAAGAAAUUGUAAAAGAGCAUAUAUCUGAAGCACCUCAUCUUAAUCGCAAUUGGUAUUUCAGCAGAAAAGAGAUAGAACACCAUACUCCAUCAAGAUCUGAUGGCAUUGAUUACAAACAUGAGCAACAUCUGAGAAAGCUAUACUGCUCUUUUCUUCAAGAGCUUGGCAUAGAGCUUAAAGUACCUCAGGUGACAAUAGCUACAGCAAUGAUGUUUUGUCAUCGAUUUUACAUGCGACAUUCUCAUGAAAAGAAUGAUUGGCAGACAGUUGCAACUGUAUGCAUGUUUCUUGCAUGCAAAGCUGAAGAAACACCAAGGUGGUUAGGUGAACUUGCUGUGGUUGCUUAUAAGUUAAUAUACAAAUGGGAUCCUUCAGCCUCAAGGAGAAUUCGGGAGAUAUACGAUAAGCAAAAGGAUCUAAUUUUAAUUGGGGAAAGACUUCUAUUGAUUACUAUUGCUUUUGAUCUAAAUAUAGAGCAUCCAUACAAGUCUCUUGUUGCUGCUCUUAAGAGAUUAUCUAUUACAGACAAGGAGCUUGUAAAAGUCGCAUGGAAUUUUGUCAAUGAUUGGCUUCGUACCUCACUGUGUUUGCAACACAAACCCCAUUACAUAGCUGCUGGCUCUUUAUUUCUUGCUGCCAAGGUUAAAAAGGUAAAAUUGCCAACAGCAAAAGGGAAGGCUUGGUGGAUGGAGUUUGAUGUUUCACCUAAACAGUUAGAAGGUGUGAUCCAACAAAUGAUGAGUUUAUGGGAACAGAGUCAGAGUCAAACUGUAACAUUAUCCGGAUCUGAAAUCAGCAAAUCAACAACUUAUAGUCCAGAAUCAGCAACAAAAUCUAAUUAUGUUAAAAAACAGGUUUUUGAGGAUUCCUAUGAUACGAUAAAUUGUGUUGAUAAAACAAGUGAUACUGGUAGUGGAGUUAGUGUUGUUGAGGAUGGUGAACCUGUUGCUAUAAAGUCUGAUUUAAGUUCAGGUUGUAAGAUAGGUGGCAAUAAUAGCCAGGUGGAUGUGGAUCGAAUUAGAGAAAAGAUCAAGAAAAGAAAUUCUAUAAAAACUAUGAAAAGAAAAUGUGUGGAAGAAGACAUGGAUGGUGAUGAAUGGAUAGAAAGGGAAUUGGAGGAUGGAAUUGUGUUGGAAUCACCGAUUCCGGGGAAUUGAAGUUUGGUGGGAUUGGGAUUUUAUCAUUUUGUAAGUAUUGUAACAUGAAUAUUUAAAGUGAGAAGCAAAAAACAAAGAUGGUAGAGAUUUUUUUGAAUAGGUUGAUUAGAUUUCAUGGUCGGGUGGGUGUCACGAGACAUAUGGUCUACAAUGAUAUGAUAUGUUGUGUAUGAGUAAUGAGUGAGAGUGAGUACCAUUUUUUCAUCAUUUUUGCUUUCUUGCUUUUCUUUAAACACUUGUGAUUCUUCUUUUAAAUCCCAUGAGUGUAAAUUGGCCCAA